This is a messenger RNA of Megalopta genalis, 3783 nucleotides long. RefSeq names its product putative tubulin polyglutamylase TTLL2. Lineage: Eukaryota; Metazoa; Arthropoda; Insecta; Hymenoptera; Halictidae. Gene Ontology annotation, biological process: microtubule cytoskeleton organization; protein polyglutamylation. Gene Ontology annotation, molecular function: tubulin binding; tubulin-glutamic acid ligase activity. Gene Ontology annotation, cellular component: ciliary basal body. The record is from RefSeq and is a predicted model, not a curated record.
ACUCGGAACGCGUGCAAGGGAGACACGUGAAGACUCGUGAAUAAACUGGAGGAAGGAAGCAGCUCUCCGGCAAAGGGACGGUUCCAUCGAUUUGUCAUUAAAGUAACCUUGCGGUACCUCCUACCUCCGAAGCCAGACACGCGACACAUUUUUCUGGCGAGCCUUUUUCGCAACGAAUACGUCAUCGCCGCGGACUUCAAUGAACGCUUCUAUGUCUAUUAAUAUAACCGCGAGAAUAGAUCGCAGGGAGCGCCCAUAGAACCGUUUCCGGUUGUUCGAUGGCCCGGAAUUUCUGAAUGACAACGGAAGGGAACCACGAUAGGAGGUUCGCCAAAGAUACAAGACGGAGAACGCGAUCGAACCAGUAAUCACAGACUCGGCAAUUUCCUUGAUGAUUUUUCAAAUCUAUGUCGAAAGGACGAUAGUCCCUUCACCAGACAUCACGUCCGUGUAACAUUAACGCGUCGACAGCCACAUCACAAACCCCGAAAGAUCCCACAACAUCGAAGCAGUUUAGUUAAGAGAACUGAAACUGAAAAGCCGAGGUUGAUUCAAGCGAUUGUUUCUUUGAUUCUCUCGCAUGUUACAAAUCCUAGUAAAAUUUGAUCUGCUCAAAAAGUAGCGUUGCCUGGACAUAUAUAACCGACGCGGCAGUGAACGCAUUGACACAUAGCACAACCGACGCGACGACCGCAGUAGUUUCCUGUAGCUGAACGUCGAUGAGAACGAGCAACGUUUGCCUGUGGUUGUUGGUUCAAUUACGCUGCUCGGUGUACAUGGUUUCCUUGACACGCGUGGUCUUUCGUACGCGAAUCUCGCGUUUAAACUUGAACCGUCGACACUGACACGCUUGUUCCGCCUAUCAGCUUCGGUGAACGUUGCGCCGCUGGAAAGUCGCGUGCCCGCGAUAACGAUCUAUAAACGUGUAUCAGCGGCGAACCGUUUUCGAGACGGGAGCCUCCGCAGACUUCCGGUGUCCUUGCCGUGGUCGCGGUGUCCACCGAAAGCCCAUAAAAGCUGGAAAGCGACGAGGGAUCCGGCACACGGGCAAUACCUGCGCACCUGCGACCAGGUCAAAGCGAUUGCGUAGACCGAAACGUGGCGGUGCACACCAGUGAGAAUCGGGAGCCCGACUCGCUUGCGUGCGGUUCCACCGAAAUAUUUGAAUACCGAAGGAGAACUGCUCGUCCCGUCGACGAGGAACCGUCGUCGACCGUCGCAUCGGCCGUACAGAAGCCGCCGUCGCAAAAGAAUUUUAUGGUACCGAGCCGAGACACCGGUAUAUACGCGAGGACAUGUCCCAUCGCCGAUGCAUUUGAAUACCGACUCACGGAUGCCGGAACCGGCAAGUUAUUUUCAAACGAGUAUCAUGUCCGUUUCACAUUUCCGUGAAGUUUCAUGAAUGGGAAGCUCGAAGGAUGCGACGAUAGGGGAUCGCGUUCCGCUUCGAAAUAGCGCGCCGUGUCAACGCUCUGUCUACUAAUCGCGCGCGCCGGAGUACAAUGUGUCGGUAUGGCAGUGAAAUACUUGGACGGGCCCUUCGUCUUCAGACUCAACGACAACGGUGCGGGACCUCAUCUGCUCGUACAGGUUUGCACGGAACGUGGCUGGAGGGAAUACACUGGCGAUAAUAAUGUAUUCAAAGAUCGAUGGAAUUUAUGGUGGCGGUCCGGUGGUUUCCCGUCGCCUCAUUACAGGCCGUUGCCCUGGCAGUUCGUCAAUAGAAUACCAAAGGGGAGCUCGAUCUGUAGAAAGGACAAUCUCAUCCGACACCUGAGAUGCAUGAAGAAGAUGCACGGCUCUGUCUACGACUUCAGUCCCGCAGGGUACAACUUGCCGUCGGAGUACACGAAGUUCGCGGAGGAAUGCAAUCGUUGCGAGAAAGACGACAGGGUUUGGAUCUGCAAACCGGUCAGUCAGAGCCAAGGAAGGGGGAUCUUUCUGUUUCGCAAGCUGAGCGACCUGACCUACGACAACACGACGGUGGUGCAGAGGUACAUCGAGAAUCCUCUUCUGAUAGGGGGCUACAAGUUCGAUCUGAGGCUGUACGUGUGCGUGCCCUCCUACCGUCCUUUGACCAUAUAUCUGUACAAGGAGGGGUUGACGCGUUUCGCCACGGAGAAGUUCUCGUUGGAACACCUGAACGAUCCUUUCAGACACUUGACCAACUUCUCUUUGAACAAGCUUGGACCGGGGUACGCGGAGAAAAAGGAGCGUGUCGGUUCCGGCUGUAAAUGGACUUUCAGACAAUUGAGAAGGUAUUUCGAGCAGGCCGGUUACUGCGAUUGGUUCCUUUGGCAGAGGAUCGCCUGCCUGGUGAGCCUGACGAUACUGAGCCAAGCGGCGGCCAUACCGAGAUCUUCCAAUUGCUUCGAGUUCUUUGGCUUCGACGUGUUGAUCGACAAGGAUCUGAAACCAUGGUUACUCGAGGUCAAUCUCAGCCCAGCAUUAAGCAACGACUGCGAGAUCGAUUCAGAGGUGAAGAAACCCUUACUGCACGACUUGUUCGAUUUACUGGGUCUUCCGGUGUGCAACACCGGACUCUCCCUGUUCACGAUAUGGUCGACCAGUCGCGUCAACAUCGAAAUCGAAGAGUCUUCCAAGUUUUCUAAGAGCCGAACCGCAAAGAAGAAGUCGAGAACCGGUCGGGAAACCGACGGUUUCGUGAACCUGUGCACAGAUCUCCAACCUACUCUUAGACAAUCAACUCUGCACGAUUGUUCGAAUUCGUGGAAUCGUUACAAUCCUCUGUUGGUGGACAAGUACAUUCCUCGCGGUUUUCGAGGUAACAACUCUGAAAACCACGAUAAAACUUCGGUCUGGGACAAUGGAAAGGACUGGAACACGCCUUGCACCAAAGAAGGUGGAUGGGUCCGCAUUUAUCCGUUGACCAGAGCGCAGCCGAACGAUUCUUCGGACUAUUCGUCGCCCUCGGUUACAGAAUCCUCGCGGGUCGUCGAGAAAGAAGUCAGAAACACGGUUCUUUGUAUACAAAAGUAUCUGAAAGCUGCCAAACAAGUUCAGAAAAAGUCCGAAAAGUACCGAGACGAACAACGCAACGCGAUGCUCCGUAAAGCACUGGAAUUGAGUACCGAAAUAUGGCUGCCAGCAAAGUGAAUAUAGCAAAAUUGUAAAAGACGCGUUCUUUAUCUCUAUCGCGGCUUUGAAGCGAUGUCUCGCACACGAUACACCUUAAUCAUUCUUACGAGCGCAUAUUUAACCGGAUCGUGAUAUUUACACUGAUACAUUUCGUUUAUUACUACAUCGAUACCUUUCCGAUAGCCAAUCGUUAAUAUCGUUAAAAGCUGUUCCUCGAAAGAACACAUCAGAGGUUCAUGAAGGAUCAUAAUAAAUGGGCGUCUUACUUGAAGCGCGUAACAUGUGGAUUGUGGGAAAACAGUGGACAUUUAUUACAAGCCAUGAUGCACCUUAUAUGUGUUCUUUCUGAAAAGAGACCAUAAUAAUAAUUUAAUGAAUGUAUUUACGCUAGACACGUUUCGUUCGACAGGAACAUUUCCGCCUGACUCAUACGGUUCCAACAAGCGCUGCGCGAACGCAAUGAUAGGACGGUGAUAGUUGAAAGGCACGUCUUUUAUUCACCAAGAAAUUCUCGGUUUAUUGAAAGUUUUAUUGAAUAUUUACAUUAAUUCACACCUUUCGCUGCUAACCUCUUGUCGCGUUCUUCAGCGAUUGAUAGCUUAACACCCUUAUCCCUCGGUAAACUAAUGUAGGGCUUUGUACCUCUGCCAAUGAUGAACACGUUAUUCAACCUGCGCAAAGUAA